Messenger RNA from Chlamydomonas reinhardtii, 1346 nucleotides. RefSeq lists its product as uncharacterized. Gene Ontology annotation, biological process: NLS-bearing protein import into nucleus; regulation of DNA-templated transcription; nuclear pore organization. Gene Ontology annotation, molecular function: single-stranded DNA binding; structural constituent of nuclear pore; phospholipid binding. Gene Ontology annotation, cellular component: nuclear pore central transport channel; nuclear pore nuclear basket; nuclear membrane. The transcript has 3 exons. NCBI's taxonomy places the organism in Eukaryota, Viridiplantae, Chlorophyta, Chlorophyceae, Chlamydomonadales, Chlamydomonadaceae. The record is from RefSeq and is a predicted model, not a curated record. Bases 93 to 899 code for a protein of 268 amino acids.
GCUCUUCGUGGCGUAUUUGAAAGAGAAAACAUUGCAGGCCUGCAAUUACCUCUGUCCUCAGCGCUCGAGUACAUUCUCGUGUAGGCGCCAAGAUGUUUGGCGCAAACAAUACAGGCCUUGGUGGCGGGGCACGCGACCAGGAGUAUGCACCACUACUAUUCGCGGUGACGCCCCUGGAUCAGGCGACUCCGCGGGCGGCUACACCCCUGCGGGCCGACAGCUCGCUCUCGACGCAGCGGCGCUCCGGGUUGGGAGGAGUGCCCCAAACGCCAGGCUCGAUGGCGACGGACGCCACGCCACCGCCUCCGCCCCCUAUCAUGCGGCUAGCAGAGGACGUGGUGAUGGAGGACCCGGGGAGUACUGCACGUGGCGCCACGCCGCCGGGGCGACACACACCCCAGCAGCCACCGCUCGCGUCCACGCCGCCGCCGCCGCCGCCGCAACAGACGCUGGGGACGGUGGCGCUCGGCUUCGAGCAGCAGCAGCCCGCGUAUGAGGACGACUGGGUAACCAUCUUCGGCUUCGGCCAGCAGGACGUGCCGCUUGUGCUGCGCGAGUUCCACCGCUGCGGCGACAUCCUUGCCUGGGGCUUUGGCGAGACCGGCGCCAACUUCAUGCACGUGCGGUACCAGAACAAGUACGGCGCGCAGCGCGCGCUCAUCCGCAACGGCGAGCAGCUCACGCCCUCGCUCAUCAUUGGCGUGAAGCCUCUAGACCCGCGGCACCGCGCUCGUGUGGAGAGCCUGGCAGAGGGGCCGGACGCUGCGGGGGCAGCCUUCCGGCCCAAGCCAGUGCCGGAGCGGCCGUACCGGGUGGAGGCGACGGUGGGGCAGGCGCGCGUGCCGCAGCCCAGCCGGGGCGUGCUGGGCCGCGUCUACGAAUUCGUGCUGGGUAUGUAAGAUGAGUGGCGGGGGGUUGAGCGGGCGUGAGGGAUUCGGAUUGACAAGCAAAGUGAGGAGGUCUGUGGUGGAUGCCGGACCGGGAGUAGGGCAGGCUGCUGGGGAUGUGCGUGCGUGCGUUGGCGAGCGUCAUCGGCAAGGCGUGGGGUGGCCACGCCUGCCGGAAGUAUGUUACAAUGACAGUUACAGUGCCCCAUCAGUCAGAGUUUGCGUUAACUGUAGGUCUUGUCACGAGGUCGGGCGCGGUGGUGGAGGAUUUCAGGAGAUAACAGCAGCGCAUAGAGGGGAAAUGUUGUGUGGCCGCGGCAGCAUUGUGCAGUGAUGAGGGUUGAGAUGUGUGCUCUGUUUGUACAGGCACGGCCCGCCAUGUGUCAAGGUGUGUCCCGCUGCCAAGCAACAGCACAAGCAAUCAACCAAACAGCAGGAAAUCUUCGAGCCACAACACUC